This is a messenger RNA of Oncorhynchus masou masou (cherry salmon), 2195 nucleotides long. RefSeq names its product tetratricopeptide repeat protein 19, mitochondrial-like. NCBI's taxonomy places the organism in Eukaryota, Metazoa, Chordata, Actinopteri, Salmoniformes, Salmonidae. Gene Ontology annotation, molecular function: protein binding. The transcript has 10 exons. Gene Ontology annotation, cellular component: mitochondrial inner membrane. Gene Ontology annotation, biological process: mitochondrial respiratory chain complex III assembly. The record is from RefSeq and is a predicted model, not a curated record. The coding region runs from base 294 to 1502 and encodes 402 amino acids.
AGGCUAAAAUAUUUGUAUGAUGAAUAAUAUUAUUGUAACUAUAAGGUACAAAUGCACUUUGUGUGGUUGUUCGCUUUUCAAUUUGAUUUCCGGAAGUAACUUUUUUUUCUGCCUCAAACUUCCGACGAAUUGUUUACGACGAGAACGUUUACCGCUUUUGUCAAAUUAACGUCAGAGUUGAUUUUUCGAAGCAGUUUAUGAAAAUUAACAUAGCAGGUUAGCGUAAUUUUAUUGGCAUUGUUGUGCAUUUGGAUCCCUUCUAACCAUUACCAACUGAUUUUGUUAUAUAUGAUAUGGCGCUACCGGCUGUCAAUCGUGCGCUCUUUGCUAAUAGGAGUCAAAUAAAACUAUUUAUUUCAGAGGUCUUACGCAACCUGUCAUUAAGUAGCCGAUUCAAUUUUAAGACACAAUCAUUGCAAUGUCUGAAAACGGUGACUUCUCAAUCUAAUGUUGUUACGGUGCACAGAAGGUCACAGCUAUACCGGCGGAUAUGCGAAAGCAAUGGGGAUGAAAAUAGUCGUGCUACGAGUAACUGGACUUAUGCAAUGUGGAGUGCAAUUGCGUUUUCUCUCUUCAGCAAAGCUGAGGAGGACACCAGAACUGAGGCUCAGAAGAAAGAAGAUGAGAUCAUUUUACUUUUGAAGAGAGCCAAGCUCAGUAUAAUGCGUGGGCAGCUGCAUGGAGCCAAUGGAUUCCUUCACCAGGCAAUUGCGCUGGCCCACCAGUCUCGCAAUACACAAGCAAUCAUCUACACCUACAGCCUGAUGGCAAACCUUGCCUAUGUCCAAGGUGAGCUGGAUAAUGCAGAGAAACUGUUCAAAGCGGCCAUGAGUUUCAUGUUGUCCGGAGGAACACCAGAGGACGACAAUGGGGUCAUUGAGAUGUCCUUGAAGCUUGCUACCAUAUAUGCCGGCCAGAAUAAGAAUGAUCUGGCAGAGACUGGUUUCCAGUUUUGCACUGAAUCCCUUGAAGCCAAGUUAGAGAAAUUCAAGGAACUUCCCGCUGAGGAACAGUCAGAGGAGUUGCGGAUGGAGACCCGGCUGCUGCUGGGCCUGACCUUGGACUCCCACGCUCGCUACAUGGCCGCCACACACCACCUGAGCCGGGCGGCACUGGACUACAAGCGAGCCCUACUGAUCUGCCAGGAAGAGCAGGGAGAGACCCACCCACAGUCGCUGGUGCUGCUGAGUGACCUGGCCACCAUCCUGGACCUGCAGGGCCGCCACGAUGAGGCCCUGCCCCUGGUAAAGCAGGCCGUGGAGCUGAGCAGAGAAGCCGGGCACCCUGACCAGCACGUGUUGUUGGGAAACAUGGCAGGCGUCCUACUGCACAAUGGUCUGUUUGAGGAGUCAGUGAAGCUGUACAAGGAGGCCCUGGCUCUGGCCCAGUCUGCAGGAGAUGAAGAAGCAGUAGAGCAGAUCCGGGAGGGGCUGAAAGAGGUGGGCAACAGGAGGAAAGCAAAGAAGGCGGAAACAGAAGCCCCCAAGACUGAGACCGACUGACCAGUUGGAUCAACCAAACAAAUAUUAACACAACCCCAAGCCAUCUCUGAACAUUUCUGUUUGCAAAUCUGAAGGGACUGAAAUUAGAUGGGUCAUGUAUGCACAAGAUACGGAGCACAUGGCUUAUACAGUAGCUCAGGAGGAGGAGAAGGAGAAAUGCAAUAACACAAUCACACUGUUUAAGACAACAGUUUAUCUUUCUAUGGGCAUGCAACAAUCUCAUCUGUGAAACGCUGUAAUGUGUUGUCUGUAUUGUGUGAAAUCUCUCUCCAAUGAGGUAUUCUUUUGUUGUCAGAUUGGCUCAAGAUGUAAGGGGAAAGACUCUGAGCUAAAAUAAGUAAGACAAAGCCGGAAUUCAGUCAAAGGUAUGUUGUUCGACAAGCGUAUUGCACAUUUACUUUUAAAUUGUUGCUCCUUUAUAUUUACGCUUGAGACAACAUCCGCAGCGUUUAUCAUGAAUGCGAUCUCUUUACGAACGUCGGGGAAAAUGCAAUUUGUUGACAAUCCGCUUUUGAUUGAAUCCCAGCCUGAAUAAUGGCAUCUUAGGAGAAUGGCAAGUCAUGUGAAUGACUAUAAAUAAAACUGUGUAAGACAUGUACAAUUUAUGUGUAUACAACACAAUAAUUUCAUACAGACUUGAAGGUGACAUGGGACUUAACUGUCAGCUUCAAGAGUAAAAUGCCAAAUCAGUAA